GCGUCGCACCAGAUCCUCGUCAUCGGCGCGACCAACCGGCUCGCCGCCCUCGACACGGCGCUCACCCGCCCGGGCCGAUUCGACCGCGUGGUGCCGCUGCCGCUGCCCGAUUCGACGGGACGCUUCCACAUCCUCUCGGUCCACUGCCGAAAGUGCCCCGUGGCCGAGCCGCGCGAGACGAUCCUCCGCGUUGCCACCGAGACGGAGGGCUUGUGCGGCGCCGAGCUGGCCAACCUCGUCAACGAGGCCGCGAUCCGAGCCACGCGCCGCGCCGCCACCUGCGUCGAGGCGGUCGAUUUCGCAAGCGCGCUCGCC
Molecule: messenger RNA, 315 nt
Organism: Emiliania huxleyi CCMP1516
Lineage: Eukaryota; Haptophyta; Isochrysidales; Noelaerhabdaceae
Exons: 1
Biological process (GO): proteolysis
Molecular function (GO): ATP binding; ATP-dependent peptidase activity; ATP hydrolysis activity
Source: RefSeq, a predicted model, not a curated record